AGCGGUUCGUGCAACGCUCACGAACAUUGUGCGGCCUACAUCCGGUGAUCCCGUUACCCGUGCCACUUAAAUAUAUAGUCGUCGCCGCAUACUUUGCAGUACGUGUUCCGAGCCGGCCCCAGUCAGUCGCAUAGUUCCAACCGUCGAAAUCGAUAACGCCGCGUGAACGUGAUUCGGUCUUGUCCCGUGUUCACGCGUACAACCGGCUAAGUGUUACAGUGCACCCGUAGACAAGCGAGCCGUGCAGCCGUUCGCGAUCGCGACCGUGCGUUACGUAUAGACCCCCGGGGGUACCGGUUCGCGAUCAUGGUCAAAGGGCCCGCCGCCGCUGCCACUGCCGGACAGGGUCACUCGGUCGGAGGAGGAGGCUCGCGGAGCAAGAACAACAAGAGCAAAGCGCUCACCUACCUGCUGUGGUUGGUGGGCGGCGUGUGCGGCUUGCACCACUUCUACCUGGGCAGAGACUUGCAGGGCGUGCUGUGGUGGUGCACGUUCGGCGGAUACUUCGGGUUCGGGUGGCUCAGGGACGUGUUCUACAUCGGCGAGUACGUGGCGGACGCCAACCGAGACGAAAAGUACAUGAAGAAAGUGGACUACAUGGUUCGAGUGCACGGAAAGCCGCCGUUUUCUACGAUUAGGUUCACUGGCAUGGUCGUGGUGGCCUAUCUUUUCAGUACUGUUGUAUCCCUUGCAAUACCUGAAGAUAACGUCGGAGGACUUAGCUGGCAAUGGUUACACGUAUUUACCCCUCUGGCCGCAGCUUUGGGUGUUUGGGCUGUUGGAAAUAUUGGUCAUGAAACAGGAUCUCUAAAAUGGCCAAUCAUAUCUGCAUACUUAGUCCCCAUGAUUGGCAAUCCAUUGAAAUCAUUUAUUUUUGAUAAAUUUGGUUUCGACAUCGACGAGUCUACAUCAUUUGCCAUAAUGAUAUUAGCAGCAGCAUGGUCAUUCGAUCAUUUUGAAAAACGAUGGAAACCGAUAAACCGAAAAACUCCAGGAAUUUUGAAGCGGAUUUUGAUAAUCAGCAUGUGCUGUCUACUAUACAUAGCCCUGUGGAGCAGUUAUUUAUAUUUUAACGCCAAAGUCACCGAUGAAGAUGGCGAUGAAGUUCCGUUCCACGAAGCAUUAGGUCACUUCUUCAAUUCACCGUGGUGGUUGGACGUGAAACAAUCAUUUAUCGACGUUUGGCAAUUUGCCCAAGUACACGGUUGGAUGGAAACAUGGCGGCAAAUAGUUUCGUUAUCUGAUCCUUCUGGUGAACAGAAUGCUUUUAAGGUAUUGGAAUUGAGAUCGGGAGCUACACAGAUGGAAAUUAAAAAUCAAUGUCGAACAUUAGCUGUUAAGUAUCAUCCAGACAAAGCUAAAGACGAUGAAACAAAGAGGGAAGUACAAAAUCGAUUCUUCGAAGUUCAGCAAGCAUGUGAGCUGUUAUCAAAUAGCAGAGCUAAAAGACGGAGGAGAAAUAAACGGUUCAACGAAGAGCUUUAAAUUGAAAAAUUAUUUUUUUGCUGUACAAAUAUACGAGGUGUGUAAAUAAAGUAAUGAGAUUAAU
This is a messenger RNA of Sipha flava (yellow sugarcane aphid), 1549 nucleotides long. RefSeq names its product dnaJ homolog subfamily C member 22 (gene wus). Gene Ontology annotation, biological process: endocytosis. NCBI's taxonomy places the organism in Eukaryota, Metazoa, Arthropoda, Insecta, Hemiptera, Aphididae. The transcript has 5 exons. Gene Ontology annotation, cellular component: plasma membrane; early endosome. The record is from RefSeq and is a predicted model, not a curated record. The coding region runs from base 307 to 1485 and encodes 392 amino acids.